AUGAACGGCCUACCACCCGCUCCAGUACAAUGGCAGGAAGCCCGCGCUGCAGAUGGCCGCGUCUACUAUUACAAUACCAUCACAAAAGAGACAACAUGGUCCAAGCCUGCGGAGUUGAUGACUCCUCUGGAGAAGGCGCUUGCUGCGCAGCCGUGGAAGGAAUAUACUACACCCGAUGGCCGAAAAUACUACUCGAAUUCCGAAACCAAGCAGACAGUAUGGGACAUGCCAUCUGAGUAUCGAGAUGCUCUCAACUCAGUCCAAUUGCCUCCGAAACCAGUGCAACAGCCACCUGCGUUCGUAGCCGGCGGUGUCACGACUCUGUCUACUAUAUCAAGCCCCCGUGACCGCGACAAUCACACGCCGUUCGAGUCAAAGUCGCGGACAGACUUCGGCAGCACCAGUGGAAUCUCCCUACCGCCUCUCAACAAAGAAGUGGUCCCGGAUUACUCUAGUUUCGAGGAAGCUGAGGCUGCGUUUAUGAAACUCCUGCGCAGGUCUAACGUGCAACCUGAUUGGACUUGGGAGCAGGCAAUGCGAGCAACAAUCAGAGAUCCCCAGUACCGGGCAUUGAAAGACCCCAAAGACAGAAAGGCGGCGUUUGAGAAGUAUGCUGUCGAGGUUCGCCAACAAGAACGGGAAAAGGCCAAAGAAAGACUGGCUAAGCUACGCGCAGAUUUUGGCAACAUGUUGAGGACACACCCGGAGAUCAAAUACUACAGUCGAUGGAAGACAAUCAGACCAAUAAUCGAAGGCGAAACUGUCUUUCGGUCUACGGACAACGAGGAUGAGCGCAAACAAUUGUUCGAAGAAUACAUAGUCGAGCUUAAGAAACAGCACAUUGAACAGGAAGCCGCAGCUCGAAGGUCGGCGUUAGACGAUCUCGUGGCUAUUCUGAAGGCGCUCGACCUAGAGCCUUACACCAGGUGGUCGCAGGCCCAAGAAAUCAUCCAAACCAAUGAGAGAUUUCAGAGCGAUGACAAAUUCAAGCUUCUGAGUAAGUCAGAUAUCUUGACGGCUUUUGAAAAUCACAUCAAGUCCCUCGAGAGGACCUUCAAUGAUGCACGGCAGCAGCAGAAGGCGAACAAAAUGAGACGCGAGCGAAGGAACCGCGAUCGGUUUCUGGAAUUUCUUCAAGAGCUGCGCGCCCAGGGAAAGAUCAAGGCUGGCACCAAGUGGAUGGCUAUCUUACCGGAGAUCGAGGAAGAUCCAAGGUAUGUUGCGAUGCUGGGUCAAUCUGGAUCUACCCCAUUGGAUCUGUUCUGGGAUAUGGUAGAGGAGGAAGAACGAGCCCUCCGUGGCCGCCGAAAUGCUGUGUACGAUGUCCUAGAGGACAAACGAUAUGAGGUUACCUUGAAAACUUCUUUCGACGAGUUCUUGGAUGUCAUGCUUGCUGAUCGCCGAACAGCCAACAUCGACCGUGAUGCACUCCAACUUAUCUUCCAGCGAUUGCACGACAAAGUGCUCCGUCGAAGUGAAGAUGAGAAGCACGCUGCGGAUCGUCAUCAGCGCCGUGCAGUCGAUGCACUACGCUCGCGCAUCAAGCAUCUUGAGCCUCCCGUGCGCGUCACUGACACAUGGGAGGACGUCAAAGUCCGAGUCGAGAAAACAGAUGAAUACCGUGCGGUAGAAGGCGAUGAUCUACGCAAAUCCGCCUUCGACAAGGUCAUCAAACGCUUAAAGGAAAAGGAAGAGGAUGCCGAGAAGGACCGUGAACGGAGACAAUCCCGGCGGGGUGAUGAUCGCGACCACCGCAAUGGUCAUCGCACAGAACCACGGCGUGGCCGGGUGUCGAAAUCUCCCGAACCCGAUGCCUACGAGGCCGAUCGCCGCAAAGCAAUGGCAGCUAGGGAGAAGCAAUACCGCAAGACAAGUUCUUUGGGCCUCAGCCCGCCACCCUCGUCGCAUCGGGACCGAGACAGAAGGGAACGAGAUGAAAGACAUGGACGCCUGGAUCGGGAUCGUUCUCCGCCGUCCCGGCACCUGAGCUCAUACGAACGUGAGCGGCGUGAGCGAGAAGAGGAGCGAGAACGUCUGUACCGGACACGCGCAGAGCCCCGGAGCAGUAGGGACGAGCUCAACUAUGGCGAAGAAUCACGCAGCGUAGCAGGGAGUGACCGGCGCCGCAGAAGAGCCGAUGGCAGCGAAGCCGAAAGCAUCGAGAGCAGCCGCCCCAGCGCGAAGCGCCACAGACGCGACAGGCUAGAUAGCUCGCGGGACAAGCGGAAGAGCAAAACGCCUGAGCCGGAAAAGAAAGAAGCUCAGGUGCAGAGUCAGGAGCCCGUUGGCGUGCAUUCCGGGAGCGAAGAAGGCGAAAUCGAGGAGGAUUGA
Messenger RNA from Capronia coronata CBS 617.96, 2331 nucleotides. RefSeq lists its product as uncharacterized. The transcript is spliced from 2 exons. Lineage: Eukaryota; Fungi; Ascomycota; Eurotiomycetes; Chaetothyriales; Herpotrichiellaceae. Gene Ontology annotation, cellular component: U2-type prespliceosome; U1 snRNP. Gene Ontology annotation, molecular function: protein binding; RNA binding. Gene Ontology annotation, biological process: mRNA cis splicing, via spliceosome. Bases 1 to 2331 code for a protein of 776 amino acids. The record is from RefSeq and is a predicted model, not a curated record.